Molecule: messenger RNA, 2528 nt
Organism: Pocillopora verrucosa
Lineage: Eukaryota; Metazoa; Cnidaria; Anthozoa; Scleractinia; Pocilloporidae
Product: PI-PLC X domain-containing protein 3-like
Biological process (GO): lipid metabolic process
Molecular function (GO): phosphoric diester hydrolase activity
Source: RefSeq, a predicted model, not a curated record
GCAAAAUGGCUUUGCACAGGCAGAAAAUUAUGGCGCAAAAUUUAGGCGACGAGUUUGAAGUUCUUAACAUAAAAGCUCUGGAAGACAACGAUUAUUCUCGAUGGAUGGAAAAUUUGCCAAAUGAAAAGCAACUAAGUCCACUGAAAGAUUUAGUGAUCCCAGGAUCUCAUGAUUCGGGAACGUUUUUUCUGGAUCAAAACAUGGAGAUUGGUCCCGAUGAAUCAUCUGCCAUUCACACGCUCGGGAGUAUUUUUGGGAAAGUAGCAAAGUCUGUGAUCCACAGUUGGUCCGUCACACAGUCAAUGACAAUUUACGAGCAGCUACUGUCGGGCAUUCGCUAUCUGGAUCUCCGUGUCGCGUACAGAGCCGAAGAUAAAAAGAUACGUGUUGUACACGGUUUGUUUGGUUGGACGAUUGAUCAAGUCUUGGACGAAGUGAACCGAUUUGUGGCGAAUUAUCCGAAAGAAAUUGUCAUUUUAGACUUCAAUCAUUUCUACAAAAUGGAUCAAGCUGCUCAUGAAACACUCGCAGAUACUCUGCUUGCUUCGUUCAGCGAGAUUUUCCGCGCUCCUGGCGCAGAUGGCCCGAAUGUCACCCUUCAAGAGAUGUGGGGAAACGAAGAGAAGGUCAUCAUUAUUUAUCACGACUAUGAUGUGGUUGAUACUUACCCCUGUUUCUGGCCACCCCAUCUAAUCUGCUCCCCGUGGCCGAACACAGCGGAUAAGAAACUGCUGUUGGAAUUCCUCAACAAACAGUCAGAAGCGUCCAGUUUUUCGGAAGAUGCUUUACAAGUAACACAAGCUAUCCUCACGCCACAAACUUCAACUGUGUUUCAAAACAUGACAAGCACUUUAAAAGAUGUUUUGGCUUCAAGAUGCAACUGCUAUGUGACCGGGUGGCUGAAGGCCCUUUGUGGCACCAAGUGUCACAAGUUUAAUAUUAUCAUCGCUGACUUCGUUGAAUUUGGCGAUUUUAUCCCAACUGUUAUCAGCCUGAAUUAUUUUUUCUGACCUGCUAAUAUAUUGACAGACUAUAUAAAAGUGAAGCCUAAAUUUUUGUUACUAAAGACAAGGCUGUUGAAAAGGGCUAUCUGAAAAAAGUGAUUUGUGUGGAUAUCAACCAUCCUUAAUUUCAGCUGUGCCCCUAACUUUCUUGAUGUCCUGCAAUGAGUCAGCAAAUUAAAUGGCUGACUGAUGCUUUGCUCACACCAGGUUUGGGCAUGAGUUUCAGGCCUUUGGACUAAAAACAUUGAUCACAGUGCAGCUUAUGCCUGAUGCCUUACCAUAAACCUUGCUUUGUUACAGCUUUGCGAGAAACACUCUUUAAAAGUAUAAGAAACAAGCUAGAACUAAUCUGAGUAAAAUUGAUACUGUAAAUAAGUGCAAUUUGCCCAAAAUCUCAGUGUUUCAAGGAAAGUUUAUAGGAGAGGAGAUUGUGUUGGAGCAAUGUCAAGAUGUGUUGGUAAGGAAUGAUUAUUUCCUCUCCAAAAAAAAAAAUGUCAUUGUCUGGUAAAAAAGAUGACAGCUACUAUGAACUUGCUCUUGACCUCUUGGUAAAGCCAAGGAAGGUCUGUAGGGCAUCUAUCUGUAAUAAACAGACAUAACAUCUUGGCGGAGAGAUUGCUGAAAUAUACUUUGGUUAUCAGUGGUGAAAUAUUCCACAGCUACGACAAAUUCACAUCUAAGUGAGACUAUAAAAAGUCUGUGAGGUAUCUUUCUGUAAUAUACAAACAUAAAUUCAGCCUUAAAAAUUAUAUGUUGGCCUAGAGAUAGCAGAGAUAUGGCUUUGGUUAAUUUUGGUCAGUGAAAAAUCAACAUAGAUAGACUGAUUCAUCAGUUAACCCUGAAACAGCCAUAGGUGACCAAGACAGAAUUUCUCAUCACAAUAUCAAUACAAUAUCAAGCAGAAAAGUAAUGUGAAUACAGAAAUUAAAUUAAAUUAAGGGAUUCUCAGUUGAUCCAUUACCAAAUUAUUUAAAACCAAAAUCAACAAUUAUGUAGCAGUCAGUAGGGAGAAUUACUUAUGAGAUCAUGUGAGUGAAAGAGUUAACUUAACCCUUUGAGUUGAAUCAUGACCUGGCGUUCUGGGAAGUUAACCUUGAAAGGCCAUGUUUGGUCACUUUAAUAUCAGAGUGUUUAUAUAUUCAGUGGCCAAUAUCUUGACCAAGAGAAUUGCUUCUUUUAAGAGCAUGCUCUAGUCAAGAUAAAUUUAGGGAGAUCAUAUCUAAUGCUUGUUACUAGACAUACGCUGGAAGAAAGUUAUUCUUAUUGUCUUUGCUGAUUAAAUAAGUUUUUCAUGAGAGAGAUUUAACACAAUUAAAUAUAAAAAAAUUCAAUUUUGUCAAGUUCAAAAGAGCUCAUUAUUAGGAGAUCCUUGUUCUGGAUUUAAACAUUCCUGGGAGAGUACAUUUUAAACAGCAAAGCAUUGCAAUAUUCGAGUGUUUUUUUUUUUUCCAUUUUAACCUCUUUUGCGUGAAAUCAUAAGCUAAACAGGUUUAUCUUUCAGCAUCAUCCAUGAUGUCUAUGUGA